Molecule: messenger RNA, 4071 nt
Organism: Cladocopium goreaui
Lineage: Eukaryota; Dinophyceae; Suessiales; Symbiodiniaceae
Source: the annotation of a GenBank genome assembly
AUGUCGGCCUUCCACAAGAACUUUGAAGCUGAAGAGCCAACUUCAAAGGACCCAUUCUGUCAGCUCGUCAGACAUCGUCAAAGAGGGACCGUACAAAGGCUGCAAACCUGCCGAAAGCCUGUUGGCAAAGAUUGCCAAGAGAGGCUGAGGGCACAUGUUGCACGCCUUCAAGCCCAAAGAGGUGAAGGAAUUGCCAGGAUUCUAGAGGUUUACGAAGAUGCCAGAUCAUUGGCCCUUGUGAUGGAGCACUGCAACGGUGGGACGCUGCAAGAUCGAAUCUUGCAGCGACACUUCUUUGCAGAGCAGGAAUCAGCAAUGCUUGUGAGACACAUGCUUGAGACUGUGCAAGCACUGCAGCAAGCUGGUCUCUACCAUGGACAUCUGUCACCAGACAGCUUUCGGUUUUACAGUGACCAAGCACAUUCUCCACUGAAGCUGGUGGAUUUUGGGCUGGAACUGAAGGCCUGUCUGUGUGAAUGGUCUCCAGACUCUGAUCAUCAUCAGCUUCUAGCUGCGAGCGAGGCAACUGCUCGGAACUUGCCGCGGAGCAGCAGCUCCAAUUUCUUUGAGGCCUGCAAGGUGGUCUUUUGCGCCCCGGAAGUCUUCAAACGCAUAAAGGUGGGAGUGAAUGGCGCGGUGCCCGGAUCCGACUCGGUCCCUUCCGGGCUUCGAGAUCUGACGUCAGGACCGAAGUCAAUGAACUCGGACCCAUUGGACCUCCAAGUGCUUUCCCAGGCAAUUGACAUGCACUUGGCACAAAGUGAGGACCUUCAUAUGGACUUUCUUGCUCAAGCUGAUGUUUGGAGUGUGGGUGCAAUAGCAUUCCUUCUUCUGUGCGGGUAUCCACCCUUCUUUGCACCAUGCCGCUCUGCAAUUAUCGCAAGAGUUGAGAAGAUUGACUUCUCAUUUGAUCCACCAUUUUGGUCCAAGAUUACUGAAGAAGCAAAGGACUUCGUUCAGAGGUGUCUACGUGGAAUGCCCAGCCAGCGUUUGAAUAUAGACGAGGCCUUGCAACACCCAUGGAUUCAAAAGUUGGCGGACACUUCGCCUUCCGGACCAAUGUUGCCAUCUUUUGCAAUGAACUUGCGCCGCUUUUACAGGACAAGUGCAGCUUUGAGCGGACAUGAGAUGACCUCCAUCAUUGAGGCAAAGACUUGUUGCAUUCGCAACCGACUUGAAUUGCCCCACAAUUCGGUUCGCUGUGAGGCACUGGUGGCAAACACUUUGGCUACAAAGUUGAGCUACAAAGGUGCCUCAGUGCAGAUAAGAUGCACUGUGGCUUUCUUACUUCAGCAGAGCUUCGGCAGGCAGGACCCUGGCUAUUUCAGACAGACAACCUUUGCUCGACUGACUCUACACCUGCGCCCAUUGUUUGCGAUUAUUUUAGUGAUCUGCUGCGCCUGGACAUCAGGCUUUUCGGCAACCACUUUUCCUGACAUGGGCUGGGGCGAGGGUUGCAUCCCUUCCAUGGGGGAUGCAGAAACGUCACAGAGUUGGACUGCAAUCCUGAACACCCUUCCUGACGUGAAGCAACAUGGACCGCGGCCGCCCAAGUGCGCACGCGCACCAAUGCAGCUGAAACCUCAGAAAGCCUCACAAGUGGUCAAGCGUAGUCUAUUCCGAGCACAACGAAGAGCAGAAGCCCUGGGCAUGACGUGGUACAAGGGCCAAUGUCUGACUCCAAAGGACUUUUUGAAGAUGGGCAUGGCACCCAUUCAACAGAAUGUCCCAGCUGCCCGAGUUCCGUUCACCUUGCCAGAACUGACUGAAGCGUUGUACAGAAUUCCGAGUGUGAAGGCUGCUGUUUUUGGUUUGCUGAUUCACCAUGCCUCCUUGCAGACGGCCCCAGAGUUUAGGAUUCCAGCAGAUGACAUUGCCUGGACUCUAGACUGGAGUCAUUUGCCUGCCAUCAUUGCCAAGAUUUCCAGUGCUCAGGCCACCCUGGCCUUGCAUCGCACCGAGACUGCACUCUCUGGCGAGGCGCUUCUUUUGGGCCCUGCCCCGUGCACUGGAGUUGAGAACAAAGUGGCCAUGGCAACCAGCCUGCGCCAGCCAAGGGUAGAUGUGUCAGUUCGAGGCACAGAGCUUUUGACUGAAGCAGAUUUGAGCCAAUUGCGUGCUAUGCCAUGGGGUCCGAGGGUGUUGGCCCUCAUUGCAGAUGACAAUUUAUCAGCCUUGGAACGUGACCAGGAGGCAUGCUCCUAUUUGUCCAAGCAUUGCUUCAUCUGUGGACAGCAUGCCCAUCGGAUCCAGGACUUGCACUUGCAUUUUCGAACUGCUCAUGCCCAAUACUGGACAAACGUAUCACAGAAAGCUCUGGUUUUAACAAACCUCCACAGCUCUGAGACACCAUGUCCACAUUGCGGCAGUGGAUUCAAGACACAUCAAUGCCCCGUGUGGGUUCAGAUGGCAGUAUUGAUAUUGCACGGUGGAGGACUUGCAGCGCCACCGGAGGAUCUGCAGGCAGCAGGUGUCACCUGUUCAACCCGGCUGCACAAGCAGAAACGGAACCGGUCACAGAGGCAGAUUGCAAUGAUGUACCACCGCAUUGGCCAAACGCCAUUCAUGCCGAUCCAACUCACGGAUGAUGUGAUUGCACAGCUUGUCCACCCCUCAAUGCCAAGACCAAUGAAAUUUCGUUUGGAACGGCUGUUUUCAGACAGAGCAUUUCGUGACAUGUGGACAGAUCAGGAAGUCUUGCAGUGGCUCAGCACGACGUGCAUCCUGUGCGGCCAAUCAUAUGCACCUGGCCUCUUGUGUCGACAUUUGCAUGAGGCGCACACCACAGGGCACCAGUUUGUUGACUUUUACAAUGAAUCCCUGUUGCCAACUUUUUUGAAAGCUCUGACAACUGAUUACAAGUGCGACUUGUGCAACCAGAUCUUCAACUUGCCACCUGCACCUGAUACCGGAGACUCGGCUAUGAAUGGAUUGGACGUCAGCGCACUGGGGCAAAUCAAGGAGACCUUCCAGUUCCUGCAGCCGAUGCUGGAUCAGACGCUGAGGCUGGCACCAAACCCGAAGACACCAAAACAACGUCGCACAGAGGGUCAGCAGCCAGGACGUCACGAUCCAGAUCCUGCAGAAACCAGCAACCCUCCAGACGUGCUACAAUGCCUUCGAGUGAUGGGGCAACUGAUCUUGCGUCACGAGCGCAGUCUGAACUUGCUGCAAAGUACAGACUCUUUCAUACUGUACUUCCAACAGGACAAGGCGGGCACGUUGCAGGGAUUGGUCAAGGAAACUCAGACAUGGCAGACGUUGAGACAACAGAAUCCCGAAGCCCCACAACGGCCAUUGCGACAGCACCUGUGCCUCUGGUUGCUGAAGGAGCUCCAGACCAGAGCCCUGAAGGUUUCAGAAUGCAAAGUGGGAGACCCCAUACAGCAAGCGUGCCUAGAGAAGAAGCUGAUUCUGGAAGACAUGAGCUGGCCCUUCCUUCGAUGGGAUCCCAGCCAGAAGGCCCUUGUGAUAGACCGGAAGAAGGCAGUCACAAUGCCGAAGAUGCUGCAGCACUUGGAGGAACUCAUAGAGGACUUCCAGGACUCAACGCUGGUGGUACGAUUUCAAGGGCUGCAGACGAGCAAUGCGCAAGCAGCAGUGCCAUGGAAACUGCAACUCAAUAUGAGGACGGAUCGCCCCUACGAGCUCCUGGCUGCCCUGACUCAUUCUUCGAUAUGGCUGCUGGCAGGGACAACACUGAAACUGCAUUCCACCAAGAACAGCCAUCUGGCGGACACCCUGCACCAGCUGAUGACAGCGACAAAGGGUCGUGGCAAGGGAGGGAAGUCUCAGGGCAAGCACAAAGGCUCCUGAACUCAGCUGACCUCCAAAACUUGCGCAGCUUGGCUACACGCUUGGCCCUUGACAAUGACAGCACCUGGUGCUAUGCCAACGCAACGGUGCACUGCUUAAUCUGGACCUUGCUCAGCUUGAGUGAUGCUGAAGAGAUCUCAUGGGGACAACAUUGCAAGUCUCUGCACAAAAUGCUUUUUGAUAGCCAAAACCAUACUGUCAAGCUUGUUGAGUUGGAAUGGUUUCAGCAGUUACUUGCGUUUUGGGGAAGAUCAC